Messenger RNA from Aspergillus calidoustus, 450 nucleotides. Lineage: Eukaryota; Fungi; Ascomycota; Eurotiomycetes; Eurotiales; Aspergillaceae. The record is from the annotation of a GenBank genome assembly.
AUGAUGAGCAUGGAGUCGCCUCUGCGAUUAGAAGGUCCAUCUAUCCCUGUCAAAUUGGUUAUAACCAUCUUGACUUUCAUCAAGUUCCUGCGCUCUAAAUACAUGAAGCUUCGUGGAGAUCCUUAUCAUGCGAUCUUGUAUAAGCCCCAAGUUGUCCACAUUCACUGUACCCGUUACAUUAUAUAUAAAGCUUGCUUUGAUCCCCAACAUCUAGCUAAAGCGAUUCACGAGCCUACUACGCCUUGCGCAAUGAAUGAGCCUAUCCCGUGGAAGCAGGCCGUACGUCUCCAAGCUCCCUUCGUCGCAGGCAGUGCCAUUGUGCUUAUUAUCUUUCCAUUGCGCGAGCCACAGCUUGAGUCGCGAUCCCUUCUCGCGCGCCUCGCUUACCCAAUCAACUCGGCAGAAACCGUCCUAGUAAUGAAGAACCUUUCCAAUCUCGAGCCAUUCUGA